UUGGCCUUUCCUCUCCCGCUUAUUCUCUCUCUUUCUUUCUUCUUCCCCUCUUGAUUUUCAAGUCAGAGAGAGAGAGAGAGAGAGAGAUCGCUUCGCGAAGGAAUCACUCAUGGCGGCACCGGACGAGGUCUCGAUUCUGCAACUUAUCAGGCAACAUCUCCUCGGUGAGAUCUCUCCUUCCGCUGAUCAGAAGUCUUGUUCUGAGGCUCCUUGCUCGAGCUCUCUAUCCGAUUCCGUUGCUUCUCAGACGGCUAGCUGUGACUCUCCGAGGACUACGUUUUCUGAUUACCUUAACUCAAACCGACUUAACAAUAUCGAAUCCCUCGAUUUCGUACCUAAUUCCAUCGGUUUCGACCAAAAUAUAAUUGAUUUAGUUGAAAUUGAAUCGAAGCCGAUGAUAACUGAUCUCCUUACCACCCCGGAGUCGGUUAUUUCCAGUAGCGAACCGAGUUCUAGGUCGAUUUUCGUCCAGCUACCUCCGCCAGUGAGGAAACUGGACUGGCUGGAGUUCCGCUGGUCGACUGAACUUGCGGUUUCCGUGGAAAAACCGGAGGAUCCAAGGCACUACAGAGGCGUCCGCCGGAGGCCGUGGGGGAAAUUCGCGGCUGAGAUCCGAGAUCCGAAGCGCCGGGGAUCCAGAAUCUGGCUGGGGACAUUCGACACCGCCAUUGAGGCCGCCAAGGCCUACGAUCGAGCCGCUUUCAAGAUGCGCAGCAGCAAAGCCAUUCUCAAUUUCCCUCUCGAAGCUGGAAAAUGGCGGCUCGAAGCAGCAGCCACCGCGCCUGGCGGCGAAAAUAGGCGACCGGAGGUUGAACAACAACCAAAGCGAAGGCUGAGGAAGAAAGUGAAGUCACCGGAAUCUGAUUCAUUGGUGACGAGUCGUCAGACCACUACUGGUCCUUUAACGCCAUCAAGUGGGCCUGCCGUGUGGGAUCAGAAUCCGAACGGUUUCUGUAACGUGACGCCAAUAUCGCCGUUAUGUUAUCUCCAAAGCACAGCCAAUAUUGGUAUUUUUCACAGCUUAUGAUCAUCAAAACAAAACAUGAGCGCGGAGUGCAGUGAAAUUACUCUCUUUCACCUGUGAGCUUGGCAGAUGAUGAGAAGGUUACUAUUUUGUAUAAAAACAGUUUGUGAAAAAAAAGGGACUGGUUUCUGCAGAUUUAUUGUGAUGAAUUUUCAAUUUUAAUUAAUUAAUCAUCCAAUCAUAGAUAAUGGAACGAGAUCCAGGCAUACGCAGAGAGCUACAUAAAAACUGCCCCCUCAGGUUUACAG
Molecule: messenger RNA, 1272 nt
Organism: Diospyros lotus (date-plum)
Lineage: Eukaryota; Viridiplantae; Streptophyta; Magnoliopsida; Ericales; Ebenaceae
Product: ethylene-responsive transcription factor ERF105-like
Exons: 1
Coding region: 110-1027 (305 amino acids)
Biological process (GO): ethylene-activated signaling pathway; regulation of DNA-templated transcription
Molecular function (GO): DNA-binding transcription factor activity; DNA binding
Source: RefSeq, a predicted model, not a curated record